AUGGAGACCCUGAUCCCCGUGAUCAACAAGCUACAAGAGAUCUUCAACACAGUGGGCACGGAAGCCAUCCACCUCCCGCAGAUCGUGGCCAUUGGCUCCCAGAGCAGUGGAAAGAGCUCUGUUCUGGAAAGCAUUGUGGGCCGAGACUUCCUUCCAAGGGGUUCUGGGAUCGUGACUCGUAGGCCCCUGAUCCUCCAGCUGGUUCACGUAGCUUCCCUGGAAGAACGGAAGAGAGCAGCAACCUCAGAGACAUGUAUCCAAGAAGAGGAAUGGGCCACUUUCAUACAUUGCAAACAUAAGUCAUUUACGGAUUUUAAUAAAGUCCGACAGGAAAUUUCUGAUGAGACAGAUCGGGUCACUGGUACUAAUAAGGGGAUCAGUCCUGAGCCUAUGCACCUGAAAAUCUUUUCCUCUAAAGUCCUCAAUUUGACUCUGGUUGACUUGCCUGGAAUCACCAAAGUCCCUGUGGGGGACCAGCCCCCUAACAUCGAGGCACUGGUCAGGGACAUGAUCCUGUCCUACAUCAGCAGUCCCACUUGUCUCAUCCUGGCUGUCACUGCUGCCAACACAGACAUGACCACUUCUGAAUCCUUGAAACUUGCCCGGGAUGUGGAUCCUGAAGGUCGCAGGACCUUGGCAGUGAUCACUAAGCUGGACCUCAUGGAUGCUGGGACAGAUGCACUGGAUGUGCUGAUGGGCCGAGUCAUCCCGGUGAAGCUGGGCAUUAUUGGAGUGGUGAAUCGGAGCCAGCUUGACAUCAACACACACAAGAACAUCAGUGAUUCCCUACAGGAUGAGCAGAGCUUCCUGCAGAAGAAAUACCCAGCUGUGGCCAACCGGAAUGGCACCCGCUUUCUUACUAAGACACUCAACAGGCUUCUGAUGCACCACAUCCAAGAUUGCCUGCCUAAGCUGAAGACGCGUGUGAGUGUGCUGACAGACCAAUGCCAGUCAGUGCUACAGAGCUAUGGGCAGCCUGUUAAAGACCAGAAUGCCAUUCUGCUGCAGAUCAUCACCAAAUUUGCCACUGAAUACUGCAACAUCAUUGAAGGCACAGCAAAGAACAUUGAGACCUCAGAGCUCUGUGGUGGUGCUCGCAUGUGCUACAUCUUUCACGAGACCUUUGGCCGAACUCUGGAAUCCAUUGAUCCUCUGGCUGGACUAACCAUGUUGGACAUCUUGACUGCCAUCCGAAAUGCCACGGGGCCUCGCCCAGCACUCUUCAUCCCAGAGGUCUCCUUUGAGCUGCUAGUAAAGAGGCAGAUUAAGAGACUGGAGGAGCCAAGCCUUCGCUGUGUGGAGCUGGUGCAUGAGGAGCUUCAGAGGAUCAUCCAGCUCUGUUCUACUUACAAUACCCAGGAGCUGCUGCGCUUUCCCAAGCUACAUGAGGCCAUCGUGGAGGUAGUAACCAGUGUCCUGAGGAAGAGAUUACCAAUAACCAAUGAAAUGGUUCACAACCUCGUGGCCAUUGAACUAGCCUACAUCAACACCAAGCACCCAGAUUUUGUUGAUAUGACUUUUGUCUCAGCUUCCAUCCAUACCAGCAAGCCCAUGCCAAGUGUGAGAAAACUGAGUCAAAGAGAACAACAUGACUGUGAGGUAAUCCGCAAACUGAUCCAGUCCUACUUUCUUAUUGUCCGGAAGAACAUUCAAGACAGUGUCCCCAAAACAGUCAUGCACUUCCUGGUGAACUAUGUCAAGGAUCACCUGCAGAGUGAGCUGGUGGGGCAGUUGUACAAGGCCCAGCUACUGGAUGGGCUACUGACUGAGUCUGAAGACAGGGCCCAACAGCGAAAUGAGGCAGCUUCCAUGCUCAAGGCCCUACAGAAGGCCAACCAGACCAUCUCUGAAAUCCGAGAGAUCCAGCUUUGGUGA
Trichosurus vulpecula (common brushtail) is the source of this 1875-nucleotide messenger RNA. Its product is annotated as dynamin-1-like protein. Gene Ontology annotation, biological process: mitochondrial fission. The coding region runs from base 1 to 1875 and encodes 624 amino acids. The transcript is spliced from 16 exons. Gene Ontology annotation, molecular function: microtubule binding; GTP binding; GTPase activity. Lineage: Eukaryota; Metazoa; Chordata; Mammalia; Diprotodontia; Phalangeridae. Gene Ontology annotation, cellular component: mitochondrion; membrane; cytoplasm. The record is from RefSeq and is a predicted model, not a curated record.